AUGCCUGAAGAACAGGCGUUUAGUGUUCUGGUCAAAAUAAUGUUUGACUAUGGACUCAGGGAACUUUUCAAGCAAAAUUUUGAAGAUUUGCACUGCAAAUUUUACCAGUUGGAGCGCCUCAUGCAGGAAUAUAUUCCUGACUUGUACAACCACUUCCUGGACAUAAGCCUUGAAGCACAUAUGUAUGCCUCCCAGUGGUUUCUUACCCUCUUCACUGCAAAGUUCCCUCUCUACAUGGUCUUCCAUAUCAUUGAUCUGCUGUUAUGCGAGGGAAUAAGUGUCAUUUUUAAUGUUGCCCUUGGAUUAUUAAAGGUAAACUUCCAAGGAUGACUGCUGGUGACAGACUUUGAAGGAGCUUCUGAAGUUUUUCCGAGUCAGCUUCCUAAGAGAUAUCGCUCAGAGGAAAAUGCCAAAAAGCUAAUGGAAUUAGCUUGCAACAUGAAGAUUAGCCAGAAGAAGUUGAAAAAGUACGAAAAGGAGUAUCACACGAUGAGAGAGCAGCAGGCUCAGCAGGAGGGCCCCGUAGAGCGGUUUGAGCGAGAGAACAGACGCCUACAAGAAGCUAACAUGAGACUGGAGCAGGAAAAUGAUGAUCUUGCCCAUGAGCUGGUAACCAGUAAGAUCGCCCUACGAAAGGAUCUUGAUAAUGCCGAAGAGAAGGCUGACGCCCUCAAUAAGGAAUUGCUGAUGACCAAGCAGAAGCUGAUUGAUGCGGAAGAAGAGAAGCGGCGGCUGGAAGAUGAGUCGGCCCAGUUGAAAGAGAUGUGCCGGCGGGAACUAGACAAGGCGGAGUCGGAGAUUAAGAAAAACAGCUCUAUCAUUGGGGAUUAUAAGCAGAUUUGUUCCCAGUUGAGCGAGCGAUUGGAGAAGCAGCAGACAGCUAAUAAAGCUGAAAUUGAGAAAAUACGGCAAAAGGUGGACGACUGUGAGCGCUGCCGGGAGUUCUUCAACAAAGAGGGGCGUGUGAAGGUCAUCAGCUUGGCCAAGGAGGGUUCAGACGAGGACCCAGAUGAGGAGAAAGAGGCAUUGAAAAACCAGCUGCGGGAAAUGGAGCUCGAGCUGGCGCAGACCAAACUGCAGCUGGUCGAAGCGGAAUGUAAAAUACAGGAUCUGGAACAUCAUCUGGGCCUCGCGCUGAACGAAGUGCAAGCGGCGAAGAAGACGUGGUUCAACAGAACAAUCAGCUCUAUAAAGACAGUGACUGGCGUCCAGGGGAAAGAGACUUGUUGAGCAAGCGGACGCCUCCCUCCUCUACUCUUCCCAGGAGUUAUCCUCUUCCUCCUCCACCUUUCUUUCCUUCCUCCUCCUCCUCCUCCUCUAAACACACCACCUUUGGUUGCCUUCCUUGGCCAGAUUUUUGACUCUGAGCUCCAUCAGAGGACCAGAAUGCACAUAGAGUAGAAACCCAGCCGCCUGUCGGAAUGUCCAGAGGUCAUGGAUGAAACGGAUGGAAACACCCGAGGGACAGGCGAGCAUUCUAUACUGCUGAUGUUUACCAAGUGACAUAGCGGGACGGGCGUCCUCCGGAGAAACGCUCUGACUGGUGGCCACUCGCAGGUCUCCUCUCCAAGUCGUCGGUACGAGAACUUUCCAAACGUGAAGGAUGAGUUCACGUGUAAGAGUCUGAGGAUCUUUUGGUUGGUUGGUUUCUUUCGGGGAGGGGUGGUUUGGAUUUUCAUUUUAACCUUUAAGCUGUUUUUAAUAUUUAAAAAAAGAAAAAGAAAAAAAAAAGACAUCACUGAUCAAGAGAGUGACUGAUGAAAUCUGCUUCAGUGCCAGGAAAGGGUACAGACUCCAGGGAGGACUUGGUUGGAGCAGGGGAGCUGCUUGGCUCUCUAGGAGAUGGUCCGUGGGCUCAGAGGGAGGCCCAGGGGCUUUGGGUGGGUGAGCGGUUGGCCGACGACUCACCGUCAUGUCUUUCUGUUUGUCAUUUAUCUCAGCGUUCAUUUCUCCCCAAGGCCGGGCAGACCGCUCGGCUGCCUUGGGCUGACGAGCGGCCUCUCCCAGGCCCAGGGCCGGUAGUUGGCCUCGGCUGGGAGACCGGGACGGUUUCACUUGCCUUGGGUCAGAUUUUGAUUGUCCCCUUCCCUUGCGCCCCCUCCAGAUCUCCCUCAACUCACGUAACGUGGACGCCCCUUUCAUCCCCGCCCCGGGAUGGCAAGCCCGGACUGCCCAGCCGCGGGGGUGAUAAGGGCCUCAGACUCCGCUUGAGGUUGACGUCUUUGUUUUCUCCUUUGCCUGCGGUUAGAGGAAUUCCCUCGGGCGUCUCAGCUUCAAGGUUUUUAGUUUUGCACAUGGGUAUGAAUGAGGAGGUGAACUGAGAUUUUAUAUCUAAGUACGUGUACAUGCAUAUAAUGUAUACGUAUGAAAUGUCCAAAUCAAUGAGGAAAUAGAGCGGUAGGAAUCAGUUCCCAGGUGUGAACCAGCUCUCCCGCUCCCUGCUCCAAGUCAGGAUUUGGGACUGGGCCCUUCCUGGGCUACCCAUCUGGUCCUUUCUGGCCCCUCAGUGUUCAGAUGGGCUUGACCUUCUCCCCCGAAAGCUGUAGGAUGGAGGUUUUCAGCACCUUGUACUUUUUUUUAAUUUUAUUUUAACCUUUAAUUUAUAUGGUUCGUGUUAUGCUGACGUAUUUCUCUCGCAUCUGUGGAUAGACGUGUUGUGUGCAGCGUGAGCGAGCUGGUUAGGGGAAGAGGCACUGGUUUGUAUAUAAAGAUAUUUGGUUUAUUUUGUACUUCUACCUUUUCAUGUUCACUGUACUAACGCGAGCUAACGUAAUCUGUGACGACCAGGUAUAACACGUGGCUAGCCCGAAGCUCUUUCCUUAUUGCUUACAUCGUCUUUGCGGUUUAAUACCAAAACUACUGUAACUCCAUCCAAUAUUAGGUGUGUGGACCUUGUGCUAGGUUAGUUGCAGCGUGUAUACUUUAUGAAUUGAAAUAUAAACUAGUAAAAUUGUAUUCCUA
This is a messenger RNA of Ornithorhynchus anatinus (platypus), 2961 nucleotides long. Its product is annotated as rab GTPase-activating protein 1-like. The transcript is spliced from 11 exons. The record is from RefSeq and is a predicted model, not a curated record. NCBI's taxonomy places the organism in Eukaryota, Metazoa, Chordata, Mammalia, Monotremata, Ornithorhynchidae.